UCCGCUCCGUACAGCCCUAUACUGUCAUUGGUACAGCUCUGAGCAGCGCCAGCCGGACUGGACAGAAGAGAUCGCCGCCAGUUCUCUGUGAAGAGCGAAUCACCUCGGCGCGUUCGUCACAAAUAAAACCACACAGCCAGAAGGCAGCCUAUUCUCCGUCGAUUCAUGGAAUUAUUGUCAGGUGGCGUAGGUUGCAUUUAUUACCAAUUCAGUUCGAUAGUUGUGGCUUCUACCCAUCCUGCCUGAAGGUCACAAGCGGAGCUGCUCAGCACCGACCGCCGCGCCCCUUCAGGACUUCGUCACCCAGGGACUGCAACGAAAGGACGAUGGGGGACAACGAGCUGCAAUAGAGGAGUGAGCGCAGUCUGAGGGCAACAGGAUCUGAAAAGGAAGAUUUGGCUGAUAUAGAGGAGGGAGAAGGUAACCCCAGGACUUAAGAGGGAAAGAGGAGGGGAGGGAGGGGGGUUAGGUGCAGGGCUGGACUGGAGGACAGAAGGACUGGAUGCUAGCCUCAAUAGGCCCCAGCAGGUCCCAGCUCCCACAGAGAUGGCCUCCAACUUCAACGACAUCGUCAAGCAGGGAUACGUCCGCAUGCGUAGCAGGAAACUGGGGAUUUACCGUCGCUGCUGGCUGGUGUUUAAGAAGUCGUCCAGUAAAGGACCACGCAGACUGGAGAAGUACACUGAUGAGAAGUCCGCUUACAUCAGAGUCUGUCCUAAGGUGACAGAGAUCAGCAAUGUGAAGAAUGUCACAAGGCUCCCAAGGGACACCAAGCGCCAGGCGGUAGCCAUCGUCUUUACCGAUGACACCUCACGCACGUUCACCUGUGAAUCAGAGCUAGAAGCAGAGGAGUGGUUCAAAACUCUGUCAAUCGAAUGCCUGGGGACCCGCCUCAAUGACAUCAGUCUAGGAGAGCCGGACUUGCUGGCAGCAGGUGUUCAGUGUGAACAUACAGAGCGUUUCAAUGUGUUCCUACUGCCCUGUCCUAACCUGGACAUCUAUGGGGAGUGUAUGAUGCAGAUCACCCAUGAGAAUAUCUACCUGUGGGACAUCCACAACCCUCGCACCAAACUGGUCACCUGGCCUCUCUGCUCCCUGCGCCGCUACGGACGAGAUGCCACGCGCUUCACCUUCGAGGCUGGACGGAUGUGUGACAGUGGAGAGGGCCUGUACACAUUCCAGACGCGGGAGGGAGAACAGAUCUACCAGAGAGUCCACUCCUCCACCCUGGCCAUCGCUGAGCAGCACAAGAGAGUUCUGAUGGAGAUGGAGAAGAACAGCAGAUUGUCUAAAGGUUCUGAGGCGGGCUCCUACCCCUGUACCCCCACAGCCAUCCUGCCCCGCAGUGCCUUCUGGCACCAUAUCACUGGCACCCAGGGGGGCAUGGACCCAGCCCAUGGUGACAUGUUUGGUGGUUCUCAGACUGGCGCUGAUGCAGACCUGCUCUCCACCCGGCUGCCCUCAGAGCCACGCCACGCUACCAUGCCCCUGGCACACAGCCGACACUCCCCCGCCCGCUACCCCACCUACCCCAGCCAGUGAUCCCAGGGGUGCAUUGCAGACCCCUAGCCUCCUCCACUCUAUACACCGCACUCCUCCUAUUCUCCUUUCUCUGCAGUGCUUACCUCAACUCCACGCCCCCUCAUCUACCCUCCAGCCAAUCAGGUUGGGUUGUGGGAAGUGGGCUCUAAGAUGGGGUCAUAAGACCUCCCCUAAAGCUGGGAGCUCUGUGAAGCAGGACGUGACAGCGCCUCUGGUCUUCUCUUCUGCUUCCAAAGGCUGGUUACCUGAAAGAACUUCAACUCCCAGAAUCCCUCACGGUGGGGGCAAAGUGCAUUGUGCGAGCCAGCAGUGGCUUGUUGCCUCUUAGUGAGCUGACAUUGUGGCAUGGUGCAUCUCUCUUUGCUCUGCUGUGGGUGUGGAGGAGGAACAGGAGGAGGAUGGGUGUGAGCUGUAAGGAUGUGAUUUAGUCUCCUCUCUAACCCCUGUGAAAUCUUAUUUUCUGAUGGGAUUCAGUCAGCUCUCCAUCACCUCAACCCCCUUCGCGACAGACCUCUUCAUGUACCUCAUGCCAGCUCUUAGCAAAGUUCAAUGUUAGGGGCUCAGGACGUCCCCAUACAGCUCUUAUUGGGGGCAGAACAGUAGGACCCCUUCCUACCAUCCCUGCUCUCCAGCAUGAUAAGGAUUGUGGCACUCGCUCCAACCCAUAACUUCAAUCUGACAGACGCGUAUGUAAGACAACAGUUUCUUCCCAAGAACUGGCCUUGGCUUCCUUCUUCAACUGUGUGUGGGUGGAAGAGGGACUGUCCCUGGACUACCAUCCAAACAAACACCUGGUCUAAUUCCACAGAGAAACAAAGGACCACUUGUCUUUCAUCUUUCUUUCUUAAAAAAAAAAAAACUUGUAGCAGACUUAACAACCUG
Oncorhynchus nerka (sockeye salmon) is the source of this 2424-nucleotide messenger RNA. Its product is annotated as docking protein 4-like. NCBI's taxonomy places the organism in Eukaryota, Metazoa, Chordata, Actinopteri, Salmoniformes, Salmonidae. The record is from RefSeq and is a predicted model, not a curated record. Gene Ontology annotation, cellular component: cytoplasm. The transcript is spliced from 9 exons. The coding region runs from base 547 to 1542 and encodes 331 amino acids. Gene Ontology annotation, biological process: cell surface receptor protein tyrosine kinase signaling pathway; positive regulation of MAPK cascade; Ras protein signal transduction.